This is a messenger RNA of Pestalotiopsis fici W106-1, 378 nucleotides long. RefSeq lists its product as uncharacterized. The record is from RefSeq and is a predicted model, not a curated record. The coding region runs from base 1 to 378 and encodes 125 amino acids. The transcript has a single exon. NCBI's taxonomy places the organism in Eukaryota, Fungi, Ascomycota, Sordariomycetes, Amphisphaeriales, Sporocadaceae.
AUGCGGAUUUGCACACUUCUCAAAUUGGCAGUCGCCCUCGUCGCAAUCGCUGAUCCCUGUGCCGCCCGCAAUCGCAAACCGAGGCCAUGGCCUAUUGGAAACUACUGCGCAGGCUACAAGGAACUUGCCAUAUGGACCAGAUGGCAGAUUGUUAUUGCAAACGACACAGAGUACAACUCGGAUUGUGGCCGGGGUUGUCUUGACAACGUGCGAGGACGCUGCGGCCCCGUCACAUUCUGGGAGUGCGAGCGUAACGAGGAGGGCAGAGGUCACUUUAAAUUCCUCACGAAUUCAUUUUGCACUACCGACGACAUGAUGGAGGCAAUAUACGCUUGUACGAAAGACGAACAGGACACCGACUGCACUGUCGAGUCCUGA